GUGUCAAAGAGAAACCAUCCAUAGGCUAGGGGGAACCACACUCUAUCACUCACCUGCAUUUCUUACAACCAACGACACAACCAACAAUGGUCUUUACCACACUUCCCCCGCGGGGGAUCCUCGGCCACGGCCCGAAGAUAAUAACCAGCAAUCUGGUCUCGGCACGAUCGGUUGGUUCUGUUCCGCGGCUCCAAGCCCAGCUUGCCGACCUCACUCCCACCCUUGACAACAACACCCGCAGUCUCCCACCCGCGUCCUUCAACUCAAUACCCGUCCGCGGGGCACCCCCACCGGUGCGGCCGGUUGUGUCUGCGUACCCGCAAAAUCGCGAAGAGUUCUGGCGCAAGGUGCCGGUGUGGGGGAAUGUAUCGACCAAGGAAUUCCUCUCGUACAGCUGGAGUACGAAGAAUAUGGUCGAAACAAAACCGCAGCUCUUCAAGUUCUUGGAGGCCACUCUCCCCGAGGAAGUGCCGUACGACAAGUCCGGCACACGGAUGCAGAGUCGCGACGAGUUCAUCAAGGAUGUCUUUGAGGGGAUCACGGCCGCCACCAUGGCGGUCCGGAUGACCCCGUACAUCCUGAGCCGGAUCAACUGGAACGACCCGCGGCACGACCCCAUCGCCCGGCAGUUCAUCCCCCUGAAGUCGCGCAUGAUCGCAGACCACCCAAAACUGACCCUCGACUCCCUCCACGAGGAGGCCGACUCGCCCGUCAAAGGCCUCGUCCACCGGUAUCCGGACAAAGCCCUCUUCCUCCCAACAUCCGUCUGCCCGACCUACUGCACCUACUGCACGCGCUCCUACGCCGUCGGCGCCGACACGGCCACCGUCUCCAAAGCCUCGCUCAAACCGGGCCGCCGCCGCUGGGAGGAAGCGCUGGCCUACAUCGCCAGCCAGCCGCAGCUGCGGGACAUCGUGGUCUCGGGCGGCGACGCCUACUACCUGCAGGCCGAGCAACUCGCACACCUCGGCGAGCGGCUGACGGCGAUCCCCCACAUCCGGCGCUUCCGGUUCGCGUCCAAGGGCCUGGCGGUGGCGCCCGGCCGCGUGCUGGACCGCGCGGACCCGUGGACGGACGCGCUGGUGCGGGUGUCGGACGGCGCGCGCCGGGUGGGCAAGGCGGUGGCGUGGCACACGCACUUUAAUCACCCGAACGAGAUCUCGUGGGUUACCGAGGCGGCGGCGCAGCGGUUGUUUGAGGAGGGGGUGACGGUGAGGAACCAGUCGGUGCUGUUGAGGGGGGUGAAUGAUGACGUGGAGACGAUGGGGGCGUUGGUGAGGGGGCUGGCGGAUAAUAACAUCUUUCCGUACUACGUCUACCAGUGCGACAUGGUCAAGAGCGUCGAGCAUCUGCGCACGCCGCUGCGGACUAUCCUUGACCUGGAAGCCAAGCUCCGCGGGUCGAUUGCGGGCUUUAUGAUGCCGUCGUUUGUGGUCGACCUGCCGGGGGGCGGUGGGAAGCGGCUGGCGUGCUCUUAUGAGUCGUAUGACCGCGCCACGGGUGUUUCGACGUACACGGCUCCCGCUGUCACGGGGCGUGACAAGGAGAACAAGGUGUAUGAGUACUACGACCCAGUUGACUCUCUGCCUGGGAAUACGGCAUCAUGAGGCUAUGGGGUCACCGUCAAGGGCUUUGUGUCGGGGAGAGUGGAUGCAUGGGGCUGGGCCAGGUUGAUAGGACGGCCGGUGGUUUGGUAGGCGGCAUACUUGGGGGUUUCUUAUGUUUCAUCCGAUCGGAGUUCUGGCAUGCUGUUAACAUGGUGAAAUAACGACGGCGAG
Molecule: messenger RNA, 1778 nt
Organism: Chaetomium fimeti
Lineage: Eukaryota; Fungi; Ascomycota; Sordariomycetes; Sordariales; Chaetomiaceae
Exons: 5
Coding region: 87-1607 (506 amino acids)
Molecular function (GO): iron-sulfur cluster binding; catalytic activity
Source: RefSeq, a predicted model, not a curated record